Messenger RNA from Biomphalaria glabrata, 4048 nucleotides. RefSeq lists its product as uncharacterized. Gene Ontology annotation, biological process: regulation of apoptotic process. Bases 393 to 3809 code for a protein of 1138 amino acids. The record is from RefSeq and is a predicted model, not a curated record. Lineage: Eukaryota; Metazoa; Mollusca; Gastropoda; Planorbidae. The transcript has 10 exons.
GCAUUGAUAUAACACCAGAACCGCUAUUUUAAAACUAAAGAUAGAUUCAACUGUGGGUAUUUGUAUGUUGACUUCAGUCUGUUUUAUAAAGCAGUGAGAUAUUCUUUAACGGUGUGUUGUGAUUGGAACUACACCGUGCUGACACGGAUAAAAACUCAGUCCAUUUCAAUGCCAGAAGGGAUGGUUGAUCUGGUCAGCAUUCAGCCGUAAGAAUAGACGCCACACUGGAUAUGAUUUGGACGUGACUUCUUUGGUGACUCUGCUGAGGGUAUCUACCAUCUCUUUCACGUAAUCCUGUAAAGUUACUUAGCGACGACGUAUCGUUCAUAUCAACAUUUCAAAAGUAGAGUUUGUUCUCAUUAGAGAGAGAGAUAUCACAUGAAGGAAAGAUCAUGAGCAGGGAACAAAGUAAAAAUGGUCGGCCUGAAACCAGGGCUGUGAGCUUUGAUGACACACAAGGCAGAAGAAGAUCUGUGACUGGUGGAGGAAAUACUCCCGUGUCUUUACCCUCGCGAAACGAGCUUACACCCCAGGACAACCGAGGCCGGAAUUCAGAUCCUGAUGUUGCCAGACUUUCUAGAAGUUCUAGCCACCCAAAAGAAGACGUUGCGUCCAGCCGCAAGGGGUCUGUUAUAAGUGGGGGAAAUACCCCCUUAGCCCCAGUUCCAAAAGAUGACCUUAGUCCUGAGGAAGUCAUGAACUCUGACCCGGAUCUUCCAAGACAAUCUAGAAACAACGGUCGUGUUACCGGGGAGAGGAUCGCCCCUCCUCAACCCAGAAACGUUAACCCUCCUCGGUUCGAGCCCAGACACAGCUCUCUCUCCCAGAGGUCCCCGUUGGUCAACUCAAGUUUCCUGGACGAGCACUUGAUGAUCUCCAACUCAAGGCUCGACAGUACCCUGCUCAGGAUGUUUUCUCAGGAGCAGUACCCCAGAGGAGGCGCCCUCGCGACGCCUUCCAUGGCCGGCGCCUACCAGUCGGAUGAUAUCAGCAUGGCGCCCGUGAUGUGGAGGGUCCAUCCUAUGGAUCCCAUCCAUAAAGAAACACUGGAACGUGAAAUGAGCUACAUAGCAGACAAUGUCUAUCCUAUGGAUAUUUUGGGAGACCUGUGUCGGAGUAAUGUUCUCACCAACACAGAUUACAAACAGUUGAACAGAAUUGAAGGUCAAGGCGAUAGAGCUGUGACCAGGCUUAUGGUCAAGACGUUACAGAGACGAGGUCAGAAUGCCUACCCGGCUUUUCUCCAAGUCUUGCAGUCCCGGGGGUAUCUGAGCAUUUGCGAGAGGCUCCUAGAGUCUGAGCGUUCAUUAAAGUUUGGCAUGAGGUCAGAACGGCCUCUGACUGACUGGGAGAGUCUCAGCAGGACAACGCCAAGUUCUUUCCAGACAUUGCCUACAUUCAGGAAAAGACAAUCUCCGUUGACAUCAGACUACAACAACUACCCUCUGCACAGCUCCUUACCACUAAGUCUAUUCUCAGCCGGGUAUAACUCCUCUUUGUCCCACCCGAUUCCUUUGACUAUUCCAUUGUCUCCCCCUGAUUACCCGUUAGUGACCAAUCAAGGGAUGAAUUUUAGUGGACGAUUAUCCCCCUUGAUUCAAGAGCCCGCCAAGUUGAAUCACAUAGAAAGACAGCUAGACACUCUGAAAGAUGAGCUGAAAUAUUUACACGAGGACAUGCAUGACUUGAAAUCAGCUUUACGGCAAGGAAACAGAGACAGACUCACCGACGAUAUCAAACGCCCCGAGCGCCCCAGUGACUCCACUCCUCCGGAUCAGUCUGUUAAAGAGCAGCAUCCCAAUCCCCCUCAGCGAACAGUUUCACCCAAGCAGGAGCACAUCAUCAACACCCCAGCGCCCGGCGACCACGAGCAGCCGGGGCCAGAAGAGAUGACAGUGAUGCUGAGCCCUGAGCAGCUGAAAGCUUACAAGGUGAUCGAGGCGCAGCAGCUCAAUAGGCAUCUCAGAGACUUGCAGGAGGAGGUCAAGGCUCUUCACGAUGACGUCACGGCACUCUCGACCUCCAGGUCUAUCAAAGAUGGACGCAAAACCCGGUCCGACUGGUCAAUGGUGGGCGAAGAGCUAGAAGAAGCGCCUUCUGAGAUACUUACUUCCAGAACUGGACAAAUCCCGGCAACCUCAGAAGUACACGAUACAUCCACUGACAGACCCACUGACAGACACGCUUCGAUGGUCCCUUUCAGUUCAGCUCCGCGAAGAACAACUCAUAGAGACUGCGAUCCACUUCCCAACCCGUGGUCAGUCCAGGCCAAUACCCAGAAACGGGGGAAAUCUCAGCCUUGGACUGAGCCAGAGGUCAAAAGAGCCAAGACUAAAAACGCUACCUCCCGUGUGACUCACGAGAGUCACGACCCGUUGCCACGAGAGAGUAAGUCCAGUCUACUUGGGUCCUUAACGUUCGACGACAACGACCUCGUCACUUCCGGGUCACCACGAUCCCGUCAUGCACCGAAAGAAAGUUCUACCGGCGAAAUCAACGAAACGAAUUCUUCUGUAGAUAAAGUACCACAACAAAAACUGAAUACAACAUUUAAACAAAAGCAUAUUCACGGGCAACCUGACACUUGGGAUGACAUUCAGUUUAAACCUCACACCAAAACGAAACCUGUCAACAAACAUGGAACUAAUAAAAAGACCGGAAGUGAACCGCUGAACAGUUCUACAAGCAUCGCAACAUCUAAAGUAGAACAGCUCCAAAAUCCAAGAAAAUCAAAAUGGGACAAUUCACUUUUACUUGACAAAACAGCAUCAGCGUCUUUGGAUAAUACUAAUAACAAUUUAAAAACAAAGAGCACAAACAAAGGUGUUAAAGCAAUGCACGAGAAAGAAAACAAAGCAGACAAAGAUGUUCAGAAAAAUGAAACUUUAAGUACCAAACAUCAGAACAUAGUUGCUGAUAAGACAUCGUCAGACGUUUUAACUGCUGGUGACUACAAUACAACUAGAGAAACCAACAAAAAAGCAGAAGCAGGCAAGAUUCCGGAACAAUCUCACAAGGUGUCGUUAAUCAAAAAGAAAGUGAAUGAUGAGAACUCGGGAUAUUAUGGACAAGAUCUCAGUCACGCGCAAGAGAAAUUAAGCGCACAGGACAAAAAUAAGCAGCCUCGCCGAACUCUCGUCGCAACGAAUUUGAACGAGACUCACUUUCCAUUAGAGACUUCAAAAGAGGAGAGCUACGCCCCUCUGGGUUACAUAACUAGCGACCUUCAGCAAAAAAUGAAAACUCUGAAAGACGAUAUUGCAGCUUUGAGGGCCCAGAAACACGCAGAUACGCCCAGGUCUCAGACAGAUAGCAGCAGAGAUCAAGAGAACCAGGCGCACAAGUUAGAGAAGCAGCUGGGGGAACUCUAUGGUCAGUUACGUACACUGCGAGGGGAUGUCUCUCAACUCAAGUCAGAGAAACAGAAGAAGGUAUCCAUCACAGAACCGCUGGAAAGUCCGAGAAAACCGGUCACUACAAAGCAGAACCCUGACCCCGCGACACAGGGGCGCCCAGCUACAAGACAGAGCAAUCCAGUCAACAAACAAAACGUUCCAGAAAACAGUAGAAAGUCUUCCCCCAUUUACCUGAGCCCCCAGGAGGAUCCGCCUACCACGCCAGAGCCCAAUUCUGAAGGUGACAGAAUUGAGGUCACUUCCAGCGGUAUCCGCAUCACUACGCCCUAUGAGAUACUCGGUCCGCCCGCGGAGGGCGGCACAAGAGCCAAAAGGAUAACCUCCCCUUUAACAGUGCUCCCAGACCACAGUCUCCCCUGGCCAGAAGCCACAAGGGUGAGAGUCUCAUCUUAAGGAAGUGCUUGGCAACACACAAAAAUUGUCUCAUUAGUGCGAAUGUUAUUUAUACACUUAAUGUAUGUGUUUACUGUCUCAACAUAUUUUUUAUUUUGACUAUUGAACAGUUCAACUCCAUGAAACCCAACCAGCGCUUAAUUAGUCAAUGUAAUUUUAUCAUGUAAAUUAAAACAUUUUUUUUUCAAUAAACCAUCGAUGUAAUAAAGUUAAUAAAUCUAAUAAACGCUUUAUACUCU